GGUUGGUAAUCCCAUCCAAGUUUUUGCCCAAUUUAAUUGCCAUUCUAAAUUAACACAGGAGAAUAAAUAAGAGUUAUGAGGAGAAUCAAGGGCAGAACAGAAAGAAAUCAGGCAGCAUUACUCCUCCUCUGCUCUGGCGCUUAGGGCAAGUUCCAACUCUUUACUCUCUAAGAAUCAGACCUGGUGUGUAUGGUUCAGACAAGAGGGAACAUUCAGAUCUAGCCUGAGGAUUUCAUCAGAUAUCGCCAAAUGGUUUGUACGACGGAAGGGCGACGAAUUUGUGCGUCGAAGAACAGGGAAGGUUCGCAAACUGAGAGAUCGGUGAAAUCCAGCACAUCGAGACCUUCUGUCGAGGAUAGCGCUUCCGCAAGAGAUGGAUCCGCCGCGAAGAAAAAAUCGAAGAUGCCGGAUGUCAGUGGCCACCGCUCCCAGCAGAAACACUCUUCUGCGUGCAGAAGCAGCCGCACUUCCUUGUUAGGGCAUGGAGAUUGUGAUCAGAAGUUUAAGUUUUCUGUCACGAGGCAGCGAAGUCGAAAGAGCAAAGAUUUUGAGAAAAUGGCUGUGAGGGCGACCAUUCUCGCGUGGCUUGUGGACACCGGCACAGUUCAAGAAAAUGCAGAGGUGUAUUCAAUGGAUGAGACAACUGGGCAGAUGAAGAACAGAGGGAUCCUAAAGAUAGACGGCAUUUUAUGCUUCUGCUGCAAUAAAAUUUUCAGUGUUCCAAACUUUCAUCUUCACGGUGGGAGGAGCUGCAAGAAACCAUACAAGAACAUCUUCAUUUCAGACACUAAUGUCCCUUUGCUGUCUUACAUGGCUGAAGCGUGGAAUGAGCCAGGAGAAUCUGAGAGCCAUAGGUUUAAUGCAGUCGAGGCAAGAGGAGACAUUUAUGAUGAUGCUUGUAUGGUUUGUGCCGACGGAGGAAACUUAAUGUGCUGUGAAAAAUGCAGUUCAACUUAUCAUCAGGUGUGCUUGGGGAUGGAGAAUGUCCCGGAAGAUUCUUGGUACUGCCCAUAUUGUGUGUGCAAGUUUUGCUUAAAACCAUCCCAUGAAAAUGAUUUCUUGAUCAUUUGCCCUCAGUGUGAUAAAAGAUAUCAUUGGGAAUGCCAUAGAAUGAUAGAACAAAGGAUGGAUCUCAAUAGCAUCCCUGUUCCUCCAUUUUGUGACCAAAGCUGCAAAGAGGUGUUUGAUAAGCUAACAAAAUCCAUGCUUGGGAAACAAAUGGAUUUGGGAGAAGGCUAUUCAUGGACUCUUCUUCACCGAAUAGAUGAUGAUGAGGAGUUCAACAUCUACAUUGGUGAAAAUGAAGACUAUAACUACUGGAGGACAAUGUGCAACUCCAAGCUUGUGGUUGCACGACGGCUCAUGGAAGCGUGUUUUGAGCCCAUUAAAGAUCGGCACACAAGGGUAAAAAUCAUUCCAAGUGUUGUCUACAAUUGCAGAUCGAAUUUUCGACGGGUUAGCUAUGGAGGCUUUUACAGUGCUGUUCUAGAGAAGGAUGAUGAGAUAAUUUGUGUGGCAUCCUUGAGGGUUCAUGGAAGGAGCCUUGCAGAGAUGCCUUUCAUAGCAACACAUGAGGAUUACAGAUGCAGAGGAAUGUGUGCAAAGCUAAUGGCUGCGAUUCAAUCGGGGCUGUGCGACAUGAGGGUGAAGAAUCUGGUGAUCCCAUCAGUGCCUGAGAAGAGUAAGAACUGGAUAUCAGGACAUGGGUUUUUGUAUUCAGACAAGGCGAAGAUGAGGACGAGGGCGAGGACAGACAUGACGAAUGUGAUUGAGGAUCAAAUCAGGGCGCACAGUACAGUGAUGUUCCAUGAUUCUGUGAGGCUGCACAAACCUAUUAUGCCAUCACAGUAAGCAUUACCGCUAUCAUUUCCUAAAAAUUGAUAACUGCAGGAGUUUUUUCGGAUGUUAACUUGUUUGUUUGUUUGUUUGUAUGCUACUAUGUUUGUAAUUCCUAACACCAACUUAGCAGCUUUCUUUCUUAUUCUUCUGUUGAUUGUGUUGAAUAUGUCCCACAUUGAAAAAUAUGUGGGAACUCUUUUCGUUUAUAAGGUUGAAGGACUAUUCUAUCUAAUAUCAAUUGAUUUUAGGUUGAAAGUUCGGAUCCCUUCUUAAUAGCCAUGACGUCCAUAUUUGGACAUUGAUCCUAUAUGGAUUUUCGAGAUUAUCAUCUCGAGGGAGAUGGUUGAAUAUGUCACAUAUUGAAAAUAUGUGAGAACUAUCUUGGCUUAUAAGAAUGAAGUUUGGAUCUCUUUUGAACAGAUUGUAUGUAUACAUGAAUGUGGGUAUAUAUGCA
Messenger RNA from Andrographis paniculata, 2293 nucleotides. Its product is annotated as increased DNA methylation 1-like. The record is from RefSeq and is a predicted model, not a curated record. NCBI's taxonomy places the organism in Eukaryota, Viridiplantae, Streptophyta, Magnoliopsida, Lamiales, Acanthaceae. The transcript has 7 exons. The coding region runs from base 250 to 1851 and encodes 533 amino acids. Gene Ontology annotation, biological process: negative regulation of DNA-templated transcription. Gene Ontology annotation, molecular function: transcription corepressor activity.